Molecule: messenger RNA, 597 nt
Organism: Mytilinidion resinicola
Lineage: Eukaryota; Fungi; Ascomycota; Dothideomycetes; Mytilinidiales; Mytilinidiaceae
Exons: 2
Coding region: 1-597 (198 amino acids)
Biological process (GO): replication fork processing; resolution of meiotic recombination intermediates; DNA repair
Cellular component (GO): FANCM-MHF complex; Fanconi anaemia nuclear complex
Molecular function (GO): protein heterodimerization activity
Source: RefSeq, a predicted model, not a curated record
AUGCCUCCAAAGCCCACCUCCAACCCCGUCCGCCGCAAAGGCCUCGCCUUCAAGCCACCCCGCCCCGUCAAAGCCGCUCCCACCGCGUCCAAACCCGCCCAACGCGUCGCUCCCAAGCCCGCCGCGCGCACCUCCACCUCCGCCGCCCUCAAGAAACCCGCAACCUCGCGCCCAAGCUUCCAAAACGCCUCUACCAUCAUCUCCUCCUCCGAGGCUGAAGAUGCUGACUCCGCCGAAGAUGACAACGACGAGGAAGCUGAAGAGGAGGCCUCGGACGACGAUGUAGAGAUGGAAGACCGUGCACAGCACCGCACCGCGCCGGCUCAGGUAGAGGAGUUGCAGAGGCCGGCUGUCCCGCCGCCGCUGCUGGCGCGGCUGCUGCACGAGGGAUUUGAGGAUCCGAAGGUGAAGAUUCAGCGGGAGGCGAUGAGUGUGGUGGGGAAGUAUGUGGAGACGUUCGUAAGGGAGGCGGUGGCGAGGGCGGCGUUUGAGAGGGAGGAUGCGAGUGGUGGCGGGGUGGGGAUGGGGGUUAGUGAUGGGUUUUUGCAGGUUGAGGAUCUGGAGAAGUUGGCGCCGCAGCUUGUGUUGGAUUUCUGA